AUGCCGCGCCGGGGCAGGCCCCCAGUGUGCAAGUCCAGAAGUGACGUCACCGGCCCGGCCGUUCACCUGAGAGGGAGGGGCCAGGUGAGGCCAGCCGGUAGGAACCGGGAGAGCCAGUUCGUGGUCGCGAGGGGCGGCGCUUUGCCGCCGGCGGGCUCCUUGACCCGGCUUCGCGGGCGGGCGGGGACGGGAUGUUUCCGUCCCCACGAGACCAAGGCGGGCGGGCGGCGUGGGGAGGACGGAAUGUGCCGGAGCACGAGCCCAGCGCGGGCGGGGGCGGCGGGGUUGCAGGGCCUCCCAGAGUUCCGGGAUUAUGGGAUAGAGAGGUUGUUAAAAUCUCAGAGUCUAGAACCUCGGUUCUCUGAACUGGGGUUGUGCCGGUGGCGACCUCGAAUCUGGACGCUCGCGGAGGCCCCCGGGGCCCCGCAGCAGGUCGGGAUCCGGGAGCUCGCAAUUGCGGGAUCCGGGUUUUCCCGGGCCCUGGGAACUCGGGGCCUCUCGCGGCCGCACUGCGUAGGUAGGACCGCGCCUCUGGGCGGGGCGGCGCCGCGUCCUCGGACCAUAGAAGGCAAGAGAAGUGGGGCCGCGGGCAGGGGGGCCGCGCCCGGAAGCCGCCCCGCAGCCGGGUGCCACCCACUCCGGAGACUGAAGGGUCGCUCGACCCAGACGUCCGGGAUUUCUGUACCGCGUCUUGAGAGACCUCGAAGUCCAGACCCCCGCGUCCGGGCUAAAGGACCCUCAGGUGGCCAGCGCCCCCUCCUGGAGGUGGCAGGAGUCCGGCACAUCAGCCCCGGUGGGACCCUGGAGGCCGAGCGUCUCGAACCCCGAGUCGAGGCUCCCAGCAUCCCCUACUUAGAGCACCGAGAAAUUCGGACUACUGGACCCCACUCCCAGGGACCCGGGAUUCUGGCUCCUGAAGCCUGCGAGCCCGAAGUUCACGCCCCGGGGUCCCGGCUCCGCGCCUCCCUCCCUGGGGACCGCGAUCGGGCAGAGCAGGAACCCGGCCCCGCGCCCGCCCGGCGCGGGCGGCUCCCGGGGAGUGCAAGGGGGUGGAAGCUCAGGGCCAGGGCCCCAGCGCGCAGCCCUCGGCGGGGGAGGGAGCUGUCUGCAGGACCCUGGCAUCCGGUCCCCCAGCCUCCGCCCUCCCCUGGGACCCCGCGGCCUCCCGCCCACAGCUUUUCCCAGCCCUGCCCCUCGCCCUCCGCUCCAGCCAGAGCGUAGACGUUCCCAGGAUCCCUGAGCCUGGGGCCGGGGCCGCAGGACUGUGGCUUCUGCGACUCUUGCUCUCCUCGCACUUCUUUGUCUCAACCUUUCCAUCUUCUUUUCCACGCUCUUUACUUUUUCCCCUCUCCGUCACUUUGUCUGUGGUCCUCCGGCCCGUUAGUGGCUCCCGGAGGUCCCUCUCUGGAUUUAGGCCGGUCCUCUAAUUCCCAGUGCCCCCCCGUCUGUGAGUUUGGGCGGCAAGAAGACCUGUGGGUCCUCUACCCAAGGAGGCAACUUUCUGCAGGUGGCUGCUGUGUC
Messenger RNA from Chinchilla lanigera (long-tailed chinchilla), 1521 nucleotides. RefSeq names its product translation initiation factor IF-2-like. The record is from RefSeq and is a predicted model, not a curated record. Lineage: Eukaryota; Metazoa; Chordata; Mammalia; Rodentia; Chinchillidae.